This is a messenger RNA of Oldenlandia corymbosa var. corymbosa, 516 nucleotides long. The record is from the annotation of a GenBank genome assembly. NCBI's taxonomy places the organism in Eukaryota, Viridiplantae, Streptophyta, Magnoliopsida, Gentianales, Rubiaceae.
AUGGAAUCCCACGUCGCGUGUUACGCAAGCAUCCUGCUUAAAGGGCUUGUCGCAAUUCAUUCAAAGGGAAUUGUUCAUUGUGAUUUGAAGCCUGGAAAUAUUCUAGUGUUUCCUGUCCAUGGUGCUGAAGUCAGCAUACUGAAAAUCGCGGAUUUCGGGAGUGCGAGAUGGGUGUGGGAGGAGGAAGAAGAGCAGGUUCCGGACGGAAAAACCAAUUACAGCAGGACAACUCUGAAUUACGCUUCGCCGGAAUCGGUGUCUUAUAGUUUGCACGGGACUUGCACGGAUAUCUGGUCAUUCGGGGGCAUAGUUGCGGAGAUGCUCACCGGAAAUAUGGUUUGGGAUUCCAGAGAUGAUGAAGAGCUGAUCCAUAUGAUAUUAUAUGAUGGUUUCUAUAGGCCACACGGGUUAUCUAAUAAUGGAGCGGAUUUUUUAUCAAAGUGUCUGGAUAGAGAUCCAUCGCAAAGAUGGUCGGCUUCCGAUUUACUGAAACAUCCUUUCAUAAUUGAAACUUGA